Gastrolobium bilobum is the source of this 1863-nucleotide messenger RNA. RefSeq lists its product as uncharacterized. The record is from RefSeq and is a predicted model, not a curated record. The coding region runs from base 281 to 1297 and encodes 338 amino acids. The transcript has 3 exons. NCBI's taxonomy places the organism in Eukaryota, Viridiplantae, Streptophyta, Magnoliopsida, Fabales, Fabaceae.
AAGAGAUCAAUUGGUGAAGUUAUCAGAGGUUUCUGGAAGGAAGGAGCUAGCGGCAAGCCCUACCCCCAACCGUAACCCUAACCCUAACCCUAACCUUGACGCUUCUCUUCUCUUCUCGUUCAUCUUCCUCUUCUUCUUCCUUCACAGAUUCAAUCUCUGUUAAUUAUUAUUUGAUUUGGGGUAGAUUGCUGCUUAAGGGUUUUGCCUCUUUCACAUAUAAGAUGCACUUCCGGUCAUCAUUUUACCAAAAUGCAGUUUUUGAGUUGGUUAUUAAAUAUAAAUGGAUGCCAAGCGAUUCAUCCAGCUGGUUGAGGAGAAGAAGAAGAAAAUUAUGGAGAGAAAGGAAGCACCUUUAAAGUGGGAGCAGAAGCUUGAAGCUGCUGCUGAAGCUAAAGAGAGGAAGUUGAAGGCUGCAAAGCAUAAAAAAAGAUCAGGCUCUGAUAAUGACAGUGAUUAUGACACUGAUGACGAGAGUAAAAAGACAAGUAAAAGAUCUCAUAGGAAGCACAGGAAACAUUGCCACUUUGACUCUGGUGACCAUGAGAAAAGGAAAGAAAAAAGUACCAAGCGAAAGACAAAGAAAUGGUCCUCAGAGUCUGGUGAUUUUAGUAGUGAUGAAUCUGAGAAUAGCUCUGAGGAGGAGAGGAGAAGAAAGAAGAAGCAAAGCAAGAAACUAAGAGAACGAGGUUCAAGAUCAGAUUCCAGUGAUUCUGAUUCUUGUGCUGUUGAAGCAAGCAAGAGGAAAAGGCAGCACAAACGGCAGCGCCCAUCCAAAUUUAGUGGAUCAGACUUCUCUAGCGAUGAAGGAGAUAGUCCUGUUCGGAAGAGAACUCAUGGAAAACAUCACAAACGCCACCGACAAAUUGAAUCUAAUGAAUCUGACUUGUCAAGUGAUGAAAGUGAUGAUGUUCACCGUAAGAAAAGCCACAGAAGGCACCAUAAACAUAACCGGCGAUCACAUAAUGUGGAGCUGAGGUCAUCCGAUUCUGAUUAUCACAGUAAUGGCCGAAGAAGCAGAUCAUUAGGGAAGUCCUCGGAUGAAAAUUCCGAAGAGGAAAACAAAAGAUCAAUGCAUAAAAAGUCUGGUCACCAUCACCAUCAUCGGCACCAUCAAUAUCAUCGUCACAACAAACAUAGACACCACUUGGAUGAGGAGAAAAAUUACUCACUCCAGCACUCACCAAAAAUCAAUGGAAAGCAUGAGGAGGGAUUAGACAAAACUGAAACGGAGAAAAGGGAUGGCUGUCAUCAUGAAAGCAGAGCUAUGUCUGAGAAUAAUGAUGAUCAAAUUGUUUGAUUUUGAGUCUGUUCUGUUAUCAGUUUUUCAUUGUUCUUUACUGAAAUUGCCAGUGACUAUCCGGUAUUCAAGUUGUUGGAACAAUUUCAUUAUUUAUGUCUGAUUUAAUAUUGUUGUCAGCAGUACUAUUGACCAUGGAAACUUUGCUUGGGUUAUUGUUAGGUAAUGGCAUUAAUCUGAACCUUCAUCAGCUAUUAUAUGCAAAUGCAUUUGAAAGUUAUAAAAUUUCCUUGAAAGGGCUGGUGUGAGAUUCUCUUUUGUCUGGUUUUGCUACUUGUACGAAGAGGCGUUUAAGCGCUGUACAGUUACUCCUGUGUAGUUUGUGUCAGAUUCAUUAACAGCAGUAUCUAUGGUAUCGAAAGGAUGGGUGGAUGCUCUCCUUGCGCAAUCAUUGUUAGGGCCAUUCAUGAGCUUCUAACUAAUUCCUGGGAGGUGCGUAUUACCGGUGCCAUGAGGAAAGUUAACUGAAUUACUUCUUAACCAAAAUGAAUCGUUAUUUUUCAAUAGGUUACAUUUGCUUGAAAGAUUUUUAGAUGGGUGUUGGCAGUUUUUGUUAGAUGAAUUUU